UCUUCCCACUAGACCUCAUCACCGCUCCGCCAGCGUAAAGAGUCUGACUGUUCAGCGAUGGUUGUGCAGCUCCGCUAGGUUGAAGUUAAACAGCGACGUUGAGCCGUGUGAAUCUGGCAGACUCCGCUACCUCCUGGUCUGCUUUGCUAAAUAGGACUUUUGUGCUUCCAGCACCGGGUCCUCCUUGGGGAGAAAAAGCGCCUACUGGGCUUCAGUGCGGGGAAAAAGGGAAGAGCGGCGGAGAAAAGGACCGAGCAAUAUCGGGCGUGGUAGCAAGAAUAAACUCAUCUUUGUUAGCGAAACUUCAAUAAGUAGCGCCCAUCAUGUCGCUGUCGGUACCGCAGAACGGAGUAAAGCCGGACAACGAGCCCGUUAUCGAGCUGUUUGUGAAGGCGGGAAGUGAUGGAGAGAGCAUUGGGAACUGCCCCUUCUCCCAGAGGCUCUUCAUGAUCCUGUGGCUUAAAGGAGUCAUCUUCAACGUCACCACAGUGGACCUCAAGAGGAAGCCUGCAGAUCUGCAGAACCUGGCCCCGGGCACACACCCGCCCUUCAUCACCUUCAACGGCGAGGUCAAAACCGACGUCAACAAGAUCGAGGAGUUCCUUGAAGAUGUCCUUUGCCCACCCAAGUACAUCAAGCUUGGUGCAAGACACCCAGAGUCAAACACAGCUGGUAUGGACAUCUUCGCCAAGUUUUCAGCAUACAUUAAGAAUUCAAAACCAGAUGCUAACGAGGGUCUGGAGCGCGGACUUCUGAAGACACUGCAGAAGCUGGAUGAGUAUCUCCACUCCCCACUGCCUGAUGAGAUCGACCACAACAGCAUCGAGGAUGUCAAGGUCUCCAACCGCAGCUUUUUGGAUGGGGAUGAAAUGACUUUGGCUGACUGUAACCUCCUGCCCAAGUUGCACAUAGUCAAGGUUGUGGCCAAAAAGUACAGAGGCUUCGACAUUCCCAAAGAGAUGACUGCCAUCUGGAAGUACCUGAACAACGCUUACACGCGUGAAGAGUUCACCAACACCUGCCCCAGUGACAAAGAGAUUGAGAUAGCCUAUGGCGACGUAGCCAAGAGGCUGGUGAAAUAAGCUCCUCUGUCCCCGACCUCCUCCCUUCAUACCCCCCCCCCAACACACACACACACACCCCGACACUACCCCCUUCCCAGCACAGGGAAUUAUUUGCUCCUUCACGAGAAAGAAAAAAACAAAAAACUCUGGACUUCUUUUCCUUCUCCCCUCAUCUAGAGCGAACCCCAAUGCAUGAAUCCUGCUCUGUCUUUUUUUGUUCAUUUGUUCCUCUCCAUUCUCUCCAAUUUUUAUGGAGACCUCCUUUAGUUGAUUCAGCAAAGGCCACCUUGUUGCACCUUUCAUCAUUAAUUGCUUUUGUUAUUCAUUUGCUGACGAAUGUUAAGAAACGGUGAGGUGUCGAAGUAGCAGCCAGACAUGUGCAUCAACACUUAUCAACGUUGGGAGCCUCGUCAAACACUCUCCCUGAUAAGUGACCUUCAAGCUGACCUUCUCUCUGCAUGCAUUGGAGAGUUCACAUGCUGCUGUCUGUUUAAUUCUGAAAUCGCUUUUUCUAGGAUUGCUGAGCACUGAGGAGAAAGCUUGUCUUUUGGCUUAAGAGGCGUUGUAAACAGUGUUGAAGCGUCAGUGUUUUUGGCUGAAGUCUGACAGGUUUAAGUAGAAGCUGAAGCUAAUCCAAACCUGAGUGGUUGACAUAUCAAGUGCUUUAUUUUUAGUGUUAAGCUGUUUCAAAUAAAUCAGAAUAAUUGUAACUGCAGGUAAAGCUACCUGGCAUCCAUGCUCUGAUCUCGUCAUUGCCUCAAAUAGGCAAAAGUCUUGUAGCUUAGCUCCGUAGAAUUUGAAGGGACUUUCCUGUACCGGCUGCAGAAGUAACAACUCAGGAAAAAUUCUAACCUGAGAUCUAAGAAGUAUCCAACCGUAUGUAGCUUACAGAUGUGUACAAGUCUAGACCAGCCUUUUUGUUAAUCAUCACAUUGCCAUAUAAAAUGUUUAGACACUGACACACUGAGCAGACUUUCUUUUAUGAAGCAUGAAGGAAGUCUUCACUUUGGUCGUGCUAACUGUAGCGGUAGUUUGGAAUACACAUGGCAGACCAAAAAGGGGCACCAUAUUCUGGUCUCACUGGAUAGGAUGACUCCGGCUAUAUGUAAGCAAAUUAAGUGUGGUUUUUUGCUUUUGUUUUUUUUUAAAAGGGGGGGGAAACCACACACACUUACUGUUUCCUUCUCCAUAGUAGACUGAAUGAAGGACGCUAAUGUGCAGUCAGGCACCAGGAAAGGCGACACUAAAGAUAUUUAUGAAAAAAUGUAUUGAAGAGAGUAGCAAUGAGGUGAAUACGUGGUUGGUCACUUUUCUCUUCCGUAUGUAGAUUGAUCUGAGGUAGUGAAUGUAUGUUAUGAUACAGUAGCUCCAAAAGUGCUUUAGCACGGGUAAAGCAAAAUCUGUUUUCUCCCGUUUGCCAUGUUUUUCAGACACUUGUUAUGAAGCGAAUUUGAUAAAAAAAAAAAAAACAAGAAUUGUAAAUAUUUGUUUUGAAUUUUCAGAAUUCAAUGUGUAAAUUUUAUACAUUUCAUCAUAAUUUUGAGGAAGACACACCUGCUUGGAUUUUAAUUCUAGAUCAACCAUCUCCUUUUUGCCUUACUUCUUUUUCUCUGCAGAUGUUUUGAAGGAAGGUUUUUCAGAGAUGAUUUCAUUACAACAUAAGUGUGGCGUUGUACAAAGAAAAUAUCCAAGCUAUGUCAUGGCUUUUUUUUUAACAAUAUUGACUGAAUUGAAAUAAACUUCUUUUUGGCUUUCU
Messenger RNA from Micropterus salmoides (largemouth bass), 2820 nucleotides. It is a transcript of the gene clic4, whose product is annotated as chloride intracellular channel 4. NCBI's taxonomy places the organism in Eukaryota, Metazoa, Chordata, Actinopteri, Centrarchiformes, Centrarchidae. The record is from RefSeq and is a predicted model, not a curated record. The transcript is spliced from 6 exons. The coding region runs from base 324 to 1082 and encodes 252 amino acids.